UUGGUAGCACUGUGUACAGUAAUGGCGGGGAUUCAUAUUGGUUACGUUUGAUGCGGCGAUAUUGUGCGUAUCUUUCGCACUCACAAAUAUCGCGUAUCAAUUGUGACACAUGGAGAGGACGAUGUCAGAACAAAUGGCUUCGCAAACGCACACGGAAACAAUCUCUGAAAAUGAUAUCACCGAUUCUGGAUCGCAGGACGUGCCUACUGUACGAUUACGAUUACGAAAACCAAAAUCAAAUAAAAAAGUUCAAUGGACUCAGGGGACUGUUGAUAACGAACAUUUAAAUAAGAAGAAAUCAAAAUGUUGUUGUAUUUACGAGAAACCAAAAACCUUUGGUGAAAGUAGUUCUGAAGAUAGUGAUGAUGAAUGCGAGCAUUGCCAUGGACAUAAAGAUGCUCAUAAGAAAAGUUUACCUAAUGCUGGAGAUUCUGCUCGAGAAGGAAUGUCAUCACAUCCUGAACCAAUUGCAACAGGUUCAACAUAGAUAUUUAUAUGCUUAUUGACAAUAUUUCCUAAAUAUAAUAUUUAGGAAAUAAUUCCUUUAUGCUAAUUCUUAAGUCAGUGUCAUACAGAAAAUUAUGCUGGAUUAUAGUAGGUAUGCAAACUUUAAAGUAUGAUUUUGCACUAUAGUACAUGUGGCAUUUGUAUUACAAUGCUUUAACAACACUGCACGGAAGAUUAUAUUUGUAUUACAAUGCUUUAACAAUACUGCACGGAAGAUUAUAAAAUGUUGGUCAAACUGUUAAUUACUAUAUAAAUCAUGAUGAAUCACAUUGAAAUAGUAAAUUAUUGAAUAAUC
Messenger RNA from Linepithema humile (Argentine ant), 802 nucleotides. RefSeq lists its product as uncharacterized. Gene Ontology annotation, cellular component: nucleus. Gene Ontology annotation, molecular function: protein phosphatase 1 binding; protein serine/threonine phosphatase inhibitor activity. NCBI's taxonomy places the organism in Eukaryota, Metazoa, Arthropoda, Insecta, Hymenoptera, Formicidae. The record is from RefSeq and is a predicted model, not a curated record.